UUUAUCCAAAGCAACUUUCAGUAUAUUCAAGCUAUCCAUUUUCCCAUUAUGAUUGUUCCCUUGGAAUCAAACCCAUGACCUUUGCGCUGUAGACACGAUGCUGAGCUAUACAAAGACCUUAUUUCAUAAAAAUGAUUAUUGAACUAAGGUUGAUGUGUCGGGCAGGUCGAGGUCACACAAACCUGAGCAGCAUUUCAAUCAUGUCAAUGUAUCAGGGAAAUUAGCCUGCAAAUGGCUUCAUCAUAGUUGUCUCCACAUUUAGCUGGAAUAGGAAAAAUUGUUUAUAACAUCAGAAAAUCACACAUUGGUUGUCAGUGUGUCAUAUUUUCAUUUAUCUCUUGUAGUCUACUGUCUUAUGAUGAUAAGAGCUAUAGUUUCCCCCAAAUAAACAGGUGACCUUGCCCCAAAAAACAAAAGGUGCUUAAAAAGGAUUCUUCACGGCGAGUGAUGGUUUUGCUAUCCUAACCAUGCCCAAAUAUUCACCAUUGAUUUUCCAUCACUAUUCUAACCCGAGUUGCACCAUUAUUCAACUUCACAUAUUCACCUGCAAGAAAGGUCAUUUCAACACACACACAUGCAUUGUGCCGUUACUUAUUAUUUCCCCACGUGACCGAGAGGAAGCAACCGUUGAUCUGAUUCAUUAAGUGCGCUUCAAUCAGAGUUUAAUCCCCUUUAAUUUGAAGAGCAUCUCGGCAGGCGUUGACAGACAGAGCAUAUAAACUGGACUUCUCUCGCAGGCGUUAGCGGAGGUUGCCAGAUCUGCAUAAAAGGGCAGAUUCCCCCCGCAGAGCUCAAACACCUGCAGACGCAUCAAAGGAUUAAUGAAACACUCAAGAGAUGAAACGCACAAAGCACCUGAACCCCGAGUGCGUGCUGGGAUGUGCAACAUGGCCUUUCUGUGGUUACAACACACAUAGAUAAACACAGCCAUCGGGCACAGACAUACAGGGAGUGCUGAGGAAAUCCUGCACGAUUAAGCUCAAGACUUGACAGAUAUUAACCAAGCUGGUUAGAGCUGAUAGACAACACUGGACCAGUAUCAAACCAGCCUAACUGACAAUUUCCAAAAACUCAACAGCUUGACCAAGGUAUGAAAGUAAUGGUUGUUUUAAGAACUUACACUCUUAAAAAUAAAGGUGCUUCAUGAUGCCAUAGAAGAACCAUUUUUGGCUGAAUGGUUCCAAGAACCUUUAACAUCAAAAGAGCCUUUCUGUUUUAAAAAAAAUAGGUCUUCGUAGUGAAAAUGUUUCUUCAGAUAGUAAAAAUCUUUCUUCUGUGAACCUUUGACUGACAAAGAAAAUGGUUCUAGUGUGGCAUCAGUGAAGGUUACGUGGCGAAUCCAAAACUAAAUGGCGUCUCUCUCUCUCUCUCUCUCUCUCUCUCUCUCUCUCUCUCUCUCUCUCUCUCUCUCUCUCUCUCUCUCUCUCUCCACACACAAGAGCAGCAGCAGCAGCAUCAUCUCGAGGCGUCUGUCAUUUCACAAUGAGCGCGUCACCGCAACUUUGGAUGGAGCGCGCGGUAGCAACAGAUGGAUGCGCAAAAGUACAACCUUUAACAACACGCGUGACUUUAUAGUCAUACAUAUUUUCAUAGCAAAUUAUAACUGUUCCAAAGGAAAAAACAGUUCACAAUGAGCGUAACAAACGUGACGCGUAAUUUAACGAAUCAGUUCGUCCAGCCGCCGUGGCGCGUCGCGGUCUGGUCGGUCGCCUACAGUUCGGUGCUGGCGGUCGCCGUGUUCGGGAACCUCAUUGUCAUUUGGAUCAUUUUGGCCCAUAAACGGAUGCGCACGGUGACGAACUAUUUCUUGCUCAACCUGGCUUUCUCCGACGCGUCGAUGGCCGCGUUCAACACGCUGAUCAACUUCAUUUACGCGGCGCACGGAGACUGGUACUUUGGAGAGGUUUACUGCAGGUUCCAUAACUUCUUCCCUGUUACAGCCGUGUUUGCCAGCAUUUACUCCAUGACGGCUAUUGCAGUCGACAGGUACAUGGCCAUAAUUCACCCGCUGAAGCCUCGGCUGUCAGCUACAGCGACUAAAGUGGUCAUUCUCUGUAUCUGGGCACUCGCUGUGAUUUUGGCUUUUCCGCUCUGUUUCUACUCAACCACGAAAACCAUGCCUCGCAGGACCGUCUGCUACGUCGCCUGGCCGAGACCUGCUGAAGAUUCGUUCAUGUAUCACAUCAUUGUAACAGUGUUGGUGUAUUUGCUCCCCCUGGUGGUCAUGGCCAUUACGUACACCAUAAUAGGAGUGACACUUUGGGGAGGAGAGAUCCCUGGAGAUUCAUCCGAUAACUACGCUGGACAACUGCGUGCCAAAAGAAAGGUGGUGAAGAUGAUGAUCAUAGUGGUGGUGACUUUCGCCCUCUGUUGGUUGCCGUAUCACGUCUAUUUCAUCGUGACCGGACUAAACAAGCAAUUGAACAAGUGGAAGUCGAUCCAGCAGGUCUAUCUUUCUAUUCUGUGGUUGGCUAUGAGCUCCACAAUGUACAACCCGAUCAUUUACUGCUGUUUAAACAACAGGUUUAGGGCUGGCUUCAAACGGGCCUUCAGGUGGUGUCCCUUCAUCCAGGUAUCGAGCUAUGAUGAACUGGAGCUCCGCCCAACACGUCUCCACCCAAGAAACCAGAGCAGCAUGUGCACACUUUCACGGAUCGACACCAGCGUUCACGGCGAUGACCCGUGCCACAGCAAUCGAAAAAGUGCAAAGUCCCAGAGUCACAUUGAGGUCAAAGAUGAAACCGCUAAAUACGGUCUUCACAAAGAGCCGACGUUUGCAGCCGUGCAGCUCAGCUGAGUCGUGACGUAGUGGUUACAGAGUCGGGCUUGCAAACCGAAGGUUGCUGGGUGUGGGUAGUAUGGGUUACCAUCCAUUGGCCAUCACAUCACUUUUAUACUUCACUCGGGGCUGUGUCUGAAAUCUCCUUCUACAGCCUUAUCCAAUAUACCUUCUGAAUAUAGGUUUCAAUUUCAGACACAGCCUUGGGGUUGGUGUUUAAUUUUAAGCUGCCCAAAUUCCAAUACAGACUUUCUAAAGUUUGGAUUUCUGAAUGUAUUAAAGUUUUACAGAAGAAUAUGCCCUUUAGAUUUACUCUACCGACAGAUUGUACUGCCUCCAAGGGGACAACAUUGAAACUUUGAUUGAGACAAUAACUAUGACAAGAACACAAAUGUAGCUUUGUGCACUGUGCUUAUUAAUGCUUAUCAUUUAGGCUUUAAAUGAGACAUCAGCAUUAUGCAUUGGUAAACGUUUCAACAAGUAGCCUACUAGAGUUGUCACAUGAUCUCACUAUUGUUUUUUGACUUUCAAACUACUUUUGACUGAAUGUAAUAUGACCCUUUAAACAUGUGAGCCAUCUUUUACUGUUCACAGUUAAAAUUUUAAUCAUGGGAUGUUGAAUGAAUGUUUUAAUAUUGUCAGUAAAAAGGAAAACCAAUAAAUGGAAGUAAAGUGGUUAGCAUAGAGUGAUGUAAGUAUUUCAGUAAGGUAUGUUUUGAUGUCUUUUUGAUAUUGAUGUAUUAUGAGCUGUAUGACAAUAUAUGAUAGUUAUUUGUAAUGAUGAACAUUAGUGAUAAUGUACUUCUGAUUAGACGACUCCGGGUCGGAUCUGCACCGGAGCGGCUGACUUCCACUUACGAAAAUAACCAUGUUUUUUUUUUGUGUGUGGUAAAAGUGUAUUUUUCUGUAUUUUAUUAUGCUUUUAUUCAUGUGAAGCUGCUUUGAAACAAUUGAACAAUUGUGAAAAACGCUAUAUAAAUAAAAUUGA
Messenger RNA from Misgurnus anguillicaudatus (oriental weatherfish), 3767 nucleotides. RefSeq names its product tachykinin receptor 3-like (gene tacr3l). Lineage: Eukaryota; Metazoa; Chordata; Actinopteri; Cypriniformes; Cobitidae. The record is from RefSeq and is a predicted model, not a curated record. Gene Ontology annotation, cellular component: sperm midpiece; plasma membrane. Gene Ontology annotation, biological process: positive regulation of flagellated sperm motility; G protein-coupled receptor signaling pathway. Gene Ontology annotation, molecular function: tachykinin receptor activity.